CCGGGGGUGAUGCCAUGGCCGCUGCCAGCUCCAGCAGGGCCAGGGCUGGGCCGCCCUGCGAGAAGUCCCAGCUCUCCGUGAAAGUGGUGUCUGUGAAGCCCAAGGCCCAGAGCCGCCCAGCACGCAUGAACUGCUACGUGGAGGUGGCUGGAGACGGGCUGCCCAGUGAGACCAAGAAGACGGGGAAGCAGAUGGGCAUCUCCGAGCUGCUGUGGAACGAGAUCCUCACCCUGAACGUCACGGCUCAGAGCCACCUGGAGCUGAAGGUGUGGAUCUGCCAUACCCUGAGGAACGAGCUGCUGGGCGCCGCCUCCGUCAGCCUUGGCAACCUGCUCCGGAGCGGUGGGAAGCUGGAGAACAGGCAGCUGACCCUGGACCUGCAGACGGAGAACAAAGGCAGCAUUGUGUCAGGCGGAGAGCUGACGAUUUUCCUGGACGGGCCGGCUGUUGCUCUGGGAAGCCUUCCCGAUGGCAGUGCCGGCACAGAGGGGUCCCAGGCACCUGGACGGGACCCCACCAGCGCGGCUGCAGCCACGGAGGGCCGACACCAGCCUCCCAGUACCAACUGCUUUGGCAGCAGACCAAGGACGCACCGACACGCGGCCGGAGUGGCCAGGGGAAACACAGGGAGUGGAGAGCAAAGUCCCAGCGCCAGGAGCCGGCACCGGCAGCAGGCCAAGAGCACACAGCAUGCCAGCAUGGCCAAUGGCACAGCCAAUGGCACAGCCAAUGGCACUGCCAAUGGCACAGCCAACACCAUGGCCAAUGGAGCAGUCAACAGCACAGUGAACGGGGACGCCGUGAGUGCCGUGGACAUUGAAGAGGACAGGCCAGCAGCGGGGGCGAAUGCUCCGGCCCCGGCCCCGGCGGUGUCCGGCACGACCGACGGCCCCACCGCUCCUGCCCCUCCUGCCCUGCCGGGCUCUGGAGAGGCCGAGGAGGCAGCGUCCGGCCCCAGUGCCCCCCCGGCCCGGGCAGCAGUGCCCGCCCUGGAUGCUCUGCCCCCUGGGUGGGAACAGCGGGAGCUGCCAAAUGGUAGAGUCUACUAUGUAGACCACAACAACAAGACCACGACGUGGGAGAGACCCCUUCCUCCCGGGUGGGAGAAACGUGUGGAUCCUCGAGGCAGGUAUUACUACGUGGACCACAACACCCGGACCACCACGUGGCAGCGCCCCACAGCCGAGUAUGUCAGGAACUACGAGCAGUGGCAGUCGCAGCGGAACCAGCUCCAGGGGGCCAUGCAGCAGUUCAGCCAGAGGUUCCUGUACCAGUCCUCCGGCGCCCCAUCUGACAAUGAUCCUCUCGGGCCGCUUCCUCCCGGCUGGGAGAAGAGACAGGACAAUGGGCGAGUGUAUUACGUGAACCACAACACCCGGACCACACAGUGGGAAGACCCUCGCACGCAGGGGAUGAUCCAGGAGCCACCGCUGCCACCCGGGUGGGAGAUGAAGUACACGAAUGAGAGCGUGCGGUACUUUGUGGACCACAACACCCGCACCACCACCUUCAAGGACCCACGCCCGGGCUUUGAGUCUGGGAGCAAGCAUGGCGGCUCACCAGGGGCGUAUGACCGGAGCUUUCGCUGGAAGUACCACCAGUUCCGCUUCCUCUGCCACUCAAACGCGCUGCCCAGCCAUGUGAAGAUCAGCGUGUCCCGACAGACACUCUUCGAGGACUCCUUCCAGCAGAUCAUGAACAUGAAGCCGUAUGACCUGCGGCGCCGGCUGUACAUCAUCAUGCGCGGGGAGGAGGGCCUGGACUACGGUGGCAUUGCCAGGGAAUGGUUCUUCCUCCUGUCCCACGAGGUGCUCAACCCCAUGUACUGCCUCUUCGAGUACGCAGGCAAGAACAACUACUGCCUGCAGAUCAACCCGGCCUCCUCCAUCAACCCCGACCACCUCACCUACUUCCGCUUCAUCGGCCGCUUCAUCGCCAUGGCUUUGUAUCACGGGAAGUUCAUCGACACCGGCUUCACGCUGCCUUUCUACAAGAGGAUGCUCAACAAGCGGCCGACGCUGAAGGACCUGGAGUCCAUCGACCCCGAGUUCUACAACUCCAUUGUCUGGACCAAGGAGAACAGCCUGGAGGAGUGCGGCCUGGAGCUGUACUUCAUCCAGGACAUGGAGAUCCUGGGCAAGGUGACCACCCACGAGCUGAAGGAGGGUGGUGAGAGCAUCCGGGUGACAGAGGAGAACAAGGAGGAGUACAUUAUGCUGCUGACAGACUGGAGGUUCACGAGGGGCGUGGAGGAGCAAACCAAGGCAUUCUUGGACGGCUUCAACGAGGUGGUGCCGCUGGAGUGGCUGCGGUACUUCGACGAGAAGGAGCUGGAGCUGAUGCUGUGUGGGAUGCAGGAGAUCGACAUGAACGACUGGCAGAAGAAUACCAUCUACAGGCACUACACCAAGAACAGCAAACAGAUCCAGUGGUUCUGGCAGGUGGUUAAAGAGAUGGACAAUGAGAAGAGGAUCCGGCUGCUGCAGUUCGUGACAGGGACCUGCCGCCUGCCUGUCGGGGGCUUCGCGGAGCUCAUCGGCAGCAAUGGGCCCCAGAAAUUCUGCAUUGAUAAAGUUGGCAAAGAGACGUGGCUGCCGCGGAGCCACACGUGCUUCAACCGCCUGGAUCUCCCUCCCUACAAGAGCUACGAACAGCUGAAGGAGAAGCUGCUUUAUGCCAUCGAGGAGACAGAAGGAUUUGGACAGGAGUGAUGGAGCUUUGGUGCUUUCCCGGGGUGGGAGGGCCCCGGAGCGCUGCCGGCCGGCGCAGAGCCCAGGCCGAGCCCUCUCCUGCAGACACUGUUGCUCUUGUUCCCGGGCAAGAUCUGCACUGACAUAGCCCUGGGGGAAGCGGGGCUGUGUUUCCCUCCCUAAGGAAAUCCAAGGUGUGAUGGAGAGGUGGAUGCAAGUGCUCGGCUCCUGAGGGGCAUGGGCUGGUACAGAGGGGACAGGGCAAAGGUUGGGCCCUGGGGGGGCAGCACAGGGGGCACAGAGGCUCCCCGGGCCCCCCUUGCAGACACCAUUACGUGAGAUCUGCUUUUGGCACAGGCUUUUGUUCUCCCCUCAUGUUUUCUGCCUUUUCAUGGCAUUUCAAUAGCUGCAGGUGAGAGGGGAAAAUGGCUCUCAGACUGACUUUUGGGCCCUAUCCUGCACCCAGCAAAAGUAACAGGGACUCCCCAUGUUGAUGCUUCAGGGGGUCUUUGUACCACCUGAGCACCAGGAGGGCCCCUUCCCACACCAGAGCCAGGGCCUGGCUGUUCAUAUCCGUGACAUGUCCCAUUUGCAGCCCACAGCCCCUGUGCAGUUGUAUUUAAGUGAUGUGGUUUCUGCUCGGAGCUGGUGCUCCACAGCAGCCUCGGGGGCUCUGCCGGCCUUUGCUCUGAUCGUGGGUUCUGCCCAAACUCCCUGUUCCCUCUGUCGCUGGCUGGGCUGGUGGCAGGAGCUCGUGGAGCUGCAGCGAGGGCAGGACCACCGGGAUGUUACCUCUGCCACCACCCCUGCCCUGUGUGCGCGGGGAGGGGACAGACCUGGUGCGCUGGUGUCCCUGGCAUCUGGGAGCCUGUGAAGAUGGGACAUGGCACCAGCUCCAGGCUGGAAACCGGCCAGUUCCGCACGGCACCGCCUGCUCCGCCGCGGCUUCGUGUGCAAUAAACCAUCAGCAGCUGCCGAGGUGUGCGAGUCCCACAUCUGGGGGUGUCCUGUGUCUGGGUGUGUGCUGGAUCCGUGUGGACACGUGUCCUGGGUUUGUGCGUGUCCUGGAUCUGCUUGUGUGUGUGUCCCAGGUCUG
Manacus vitellinus (golden-collared manakin) is the source of this 3786-nucleotide messenger RNA. It is a transcript of the gene WWP2, whose product is annotated as WW domain containing E3 ubiquitin protein ligase 2. Bases 15 to 2711 code for a protein of 898 amino acids. The record is from RefSeq and is a predicted model, not a curated record. Lineage: Eukaryota; Metazoa; Chordata; Aves; Passeriformes; Pipridae. Gene Ontology annotation, biological process: regulation of monoatomic ion transmembrane transport; protein K63-linked ubiquitination; negative regulation of transcription by RNA polymerase II. Gene Ontology annotation, molecular function: protein binding; ubiquitin protein ligase activity. The transcript is spliced from 23 exons.